Messenger RNA from Aspergillus chevalieri, 2196 nucleotides. It is a transcript of the gene pab1, whose product is annotated as polyadenylate-binding protein. The transcript is spliced from 3 exons. Gene Ontology annotation, molecular function: RNA binding. The record is from RefSeq and is a predicted model, not a curated record. Lineage: Eukaryota; Fungi; Ascomycota; Eurotiomycetes; Eurotiales; Aspergillaceae. Gene Ontology annotation, cellular component: ribonucleoprotein complex. The coding region runs from base 1 to 2196 and encodes 731 amino acids.
AUGUCUGCCGACGCUACCACCAACCCCGCCACUGACAACCCUGUCAACGGCACCCCCGAGACCGCUGCUCCUGCCUCCGAGACGACUGCGGCCGAAACCACCACCGUUGCCGCCAACCAGCCUCACUCGGCUUCCCUCUAUGUGGGUGAACUCGACCCCUCGGUCACCGAGGCCAUGCUCUACGAGCUCUUCUCCUCCAUCGGCCAGGUCGCUUCCAUCCGUGUGUGCCGCGAUGCCGUCACCCGCCGCUCGCUCGGAUACGCUUACGUUAACUACAACAACACCGCCGAUGGUGAGCGCGCUCUCGAGGACCUCAACUACACCCUGAUCAAGGGCAAGCCUUGCCGUAUCAUGUGGUCUCAGCGUGACCCCGCUCUCCGCAAGACUGGCCAGGGCAAUGUCUUCAUCAAGAACCUAGACAGCGCCAUCGACAACAAGGCUCUCCACGAUACUUUCGCCGCCUUUGGUAACAUUCUGAGCUGCAAGGUCGCCCAGGAUGAGUUCGCCAACUCCAAGGGCUACGGUUUCGUCCACUACGAGACCGCUGAGGCUGCCAACAACGCCAUCAAGCACGUUAACGGCAUGUUGCUCAACGACAAGAAGGUCUUCGUUGGUCACCACAUCUCCAAGAAGGACCGCCAGAGCAAGUUCGAGGAGAUGAAGGCCAACUUCACCAACAUCUACAUCAAGAACAUCGACCAGGAGGUCUCUGACGAGGAGUUCCGCAACCUCUUUGAGAAAUUCGGUGAGAUCACCUCCGCCACUCUCAGCCGUGACCAGGAGGGCAAGAGCCGUGGUUUCGGUUUCGUCAACUUCUCGACCCAUGAAAGUGCGCAGGCCGCCGUGGAAGAGAUGAACGACAAGGAGGUCAAGAGCCAGAGGCUCUACGUUGGCCGUGCCCAGAAGAAGCACGAGCGUGAGGAGGAACUCCGCAGACAGUACGAAGCUGCCCGUCUGGAGAAGGCCUCCAAGUACCAGGGUGUCAACCUCUACGUCAAGAACCUAACGGACGACAUUGAUGACGAGAAGCUGCGCGAGCUCUUUGGCCCCUACGGUACCAUCACCUCUGCUAAAGUGAUGCGCGACGCCUCCAACGUCGAGCGCAUCCAGUCCGAGGAGGAGAAGGAGGAGGGCAAGGAGAACGAGAAGGAGGCUGAGGCCGAGGCCGAGAAGCCCGCUGAGGAGCAGCCCGCUGAGGGUGAGGAGAAGCCCAAGAAGAAGACCUUUGGCAAGAGCAAGGGCUUCGGUUUCGUCUGCUUCAGCAGCCCCGACGAAGCCUCCAAGGCCGUCACCGAGAUGAACCAGAGAAUGGUCAACGGCAAGCCUCUCUACGUUGCCCUUGCUCAGCGCAAGGAUGUCCGUAGAAGCCAGCUCGAGGCCAGCAUCCAGGCUCGCAACACUAUCAGACAACAGCAGGCCGCUGCUGCCGCUGGCAUGCCCCAGCCUUACAUGCAGCCCGCCGUCUUCUACGGUCCUGGCCAGCAGGGUUUCAUCCCUGGCCAGCGUGGUGGAUUGGCUUUCCCUCCCCAGCCCGGUAUGGUUAUGGGUAUCCCCGGUGGACGUCCUGGCCAGUACCCUCCCUUCCCUCAGGGUGGUCGUGGCAUGGGUCCCAACCAGCAGAUCCCCCCCAACUUCGCUCAGGGUAUCCCCAUGGGCGCUAUCCAGGGCCCUGGUGGCAUUCCUAACGGCAUGGCCUACCCCCAGGCUAUGGCUCAGGUGCAGUUUGGCGGACGUGGUGGUGGUCGUGGUGGCCAGGUUCCUGGCAUGCCUAUGCGUGGUGGCUUCGGUGGCCGUGGUGGUCCCAUGCAGGGCAUGGGCCGUGGCGGUGGUCGUGGACAGAACGCCCCCGCUCAGCCCGCCGCUCAGCCCGAGGCCCCUGUCGCUGGCGGUUUGACCCCUCAGACUCUUGCUGCUGCUCCCGCCCCGCAACAGAAGCAGAUGCUCGGCGAAGCUCUUUACCCCAAGAUCCAGGCCCAGCAGCCUGAGCUGGCUGGUAAGGUCACUGGUAUGCUUCUGGAGAUGGACAACACUGAGCUUCUUGGCCUGCUCGAUGAUGAGGAAGCUCUCCGCGCCAAGGUCGACGAGGCUCUCAGUGUUUACGACGAGUACAUGAAGAACAAGGGCACUGAGGGUGAGGCUGGCGAGGCCAAGCCCCAGGAGGCUGCCCCUCAGGAGGGUGAAGAGAACAAGUCGUAA